This is a messenger RNA of Colletotrichum navitas, 2434 nucleotides long. RefSeq lists its product as uncharacterized. The coding region runs from base 466 to 1965 and encodes 499 amino acids. Lineage: Eukaryota; Fungi; Ascomycota; Sordariomycetes; Glomerellales; Glomerellaceae. The transcript is spliced from 4 exons. The record is from RefSeq and is a predicted model, not a curated record. Gene Ontology annotation, molecular function: DNA-binding transcription factor activity. Gene Ontology annotation, biological process: regulation of DNA-templated transcription.
UGAUCGCUAAAUCUCCGUUUCGUGGUGCGGCAAUAACUCGGCAGCCUAGUCCAUCCUACAUAGUGGGAUUCUCCCGCCCCCAGCUGUCCUUGCCAAGUGCACCACCUUGAAACAACUUGGCCACCAUGCCCUCACAAUGGCCAUAGGAGCAGUAUGUGCCUCUGAGAUGCUUAGGCGCUAAGCCGUCCGCAGCGAGCUUCCUACUGUUUGAUGAUGGCAAGACAAGGCAUCUUGCUCCUUCUUGAUCUACUUAAGCGCGGUCGAUUUAUCAAGCAAGGCUGCGUACAUAUAUUACUCACCUCACUCCAUCGUCAGUCGAGUAGAAAGAUUGCGAGAACUGUGGCUCAGCGACUGUCAGAUAGACAUAUUGUUUCUCUUAUAGCUUAUUCACUUGCAUAAUUACUCUUCUUGGAUCUUGUCUUCAACUACUCAUUUCGGCAUUACAUAAUAUUAUACCUGAACACCAUGACUCAAAAUGGGGAACAGAGUACUAGCACAGACGCGGUUUCAACAAUAUACACAAGGCCAUACUCUUUGCCAGGCGUGAGCAAACUAUCCCCGGAAGACGACUGGACGGGCAUAGAAAAUCGCAAGGAGAAGAAAAAACUUCAAAACAGAGUUGCUCAGCGGGUAUACCGCCACCGCAUGAAGGAAAAGAUGAAGAUGCUACAAGAUAGGCUCGAGUAUCACGAAACGCAGCGGGAUCAAAAUGCAGUGCCAGUACCCGAUCCAUUACCCGAUCCAUUACCCAACAGCAGUGGUGUCACGGACGAUACAAUGACAUACGCUUCCCCUACCUUGAUGCCUACGGUAGAUUCACACCAAUCACACCUGUCCUCGACAACAGAGAAGUCAACUCUGGCGCAGUUCGACAUACUUAAUAUCUACCAAGAGCCCCGUUCCACCGCCAUGGACUGCGGCGAUGGAAUCUUCUUCGGGGGCGGCCUGAUGUCCCCGGAGCAUCUGGCGGCCCCGGACACAAACAUCGAUGGCGGCGAGUGGUCCAGGGACAUGUCACAGGAUUUUAUGCUUAAAUGUUUGUGCAUGCAGUCCCAGAUGUUGGACAAGUUGAAGACGAUACGGGAGAAGACGCCGUUGCCCGAUGCACAAUCCCAAGAUGAUGGGCGCACAGCCCAUAUCGCGACGUCUUCCGAGGCUUUGCAGAUUGCGGCAACGACUGCUGCUCCUGCCAAUAUCAUGACGCCAGCCCCAUCCAGCAGCGUCACUUUCUCGCCCGCCAACGACGAUGAGAUGUAUUUUGAAUUUGACCAAAUCGCAAAAAAUUACACGCCUGACGGUAUCUUUUACGGCUUUCCUUGGCAUCAGCCGGGCCAGCGCGGUGUACCGCACACACCGGGAUCAAGCGUGUCGUCGGGGCCAAACAAGGCGGUUGAACAAACGCUUGCAAGUGGGGAGAAGGACUCUCACGCGAUGCCAAACAAGAGCGCACCACUGGAGGAGCGUCUGGGAAGUGUCAUGGAUCAGGCAAAGGCAGCGGGGUUCGGUAGCUUCGACGAGCUGGUGAUGGCGUACUACGGCGAGCAACUCGGCGCGUCGUCGUCGCUAGCCAACGAACAGCGACUUAGCCGGAACCGAAGGCUGCCUCGGGUGGUAUCUGAUGUUUUCCACAGGGCAAGCGAGUGGAGCGUCUGGGAGAGGCGAGGGUUCUACGAAGAGCUGCUGAAAAUUGCCGAGACGAUGCUAACGUCAGAAGGAGCAUCGGUGCGCACGGCACUGGUGGCCGACAUACAGCAGAUGAUGGACGGCGGCGACAGAGAGAAGAUCUGCCUUCGGCUCAGAAGGAUGGUGCAGGACCUAGUUCCAAAUCUGUGGGCCCUGAACUCAGCCCUGGUUGCAAAUGACGGCGCGCGGUCGAAUGCGGCCUUGGGUAGCAUCCUGCUGAUGCACUGUGCUGGAAGGAUGCCAAAAGGAGAACUCUUGAGGUUGCUUGAGAUGUGCCUGUAGACUAGUGUCAGACGCGGGGGUGCAACGUGUAGUAGGCAAUAAGAUUUAACAAUUACAAAUUAUGCUACGAUGCGAAUGAUGAUUUGGUUGCCAUGCCUUCACAGCACUGCGCAGCCUUGUAAGAUUUUACUCGGGCUAGAACUGUUAAAUAGACUAUAGUAGGAAUUGUAACGUGAUCAUGUUAGUUGGUCGUUAUAUAACUAUUCAUAAGGAAGAUCCCUAAUGGAAUUACUAGAUAUUACCCCUUUCUUAAGGUAGUAAUUCUAGGUUAAUCCCGGCCCUCUUGUUAGCUAAAUAACUAUAAAAAGUAAGUCUAAUUCACUGCUUGUUCCCUAAGCAUUUGCCGCGCACACUGCGCGUAUCUUAACAACUAUCUACCUUGACAGUGUUUGACUCCACUGUAUAGGUGAUUUGAAUGAUUAAUCAACUAAUCAAGAAUACGGACUAGUGCUUCCCGGUCGUGACGGCU